Molecule: messenger RNA, 3649 nt
Organism: Corythoichthys intestinalis (scribbled pipefish)
Lineage: Eukaryota; Metazoa; Chordata; Actinopteri; Syngnathiformes; Syngnathidae
Product: coiled-coil domain-containing protein 89
Exons: 8
Coding region: 83-1243 (386 amino acids)
Source: RefSeq, a predicted model, not a curated record
CAUAAAUUAGCUACACUAGUUAAAACGAGUCUUUGGAAAACAAUUGUUGAGCACGUUCAGCAGAACUUUGACUUAACUUAAAAUGUCUCAACGAAAAAAGCCAGAAAACGUGAGAAAGAAAGUGACCAAGACCGAAGAUGAAACGAUAUUUUCUGAACUGCCUCUUAACGUUGCCCAAAUUGACAUCAAUCAGAAAACUUGCAAGGACCUCGCUGCUGCCAAUUUGGCAGAGACAUUGCGGCUGCAGUCCAGAAUAAAAGAACAAGCCAAUCUGAUCUGUGUCCUUAAAGACAGAUCAGAUGAGCUGUUCAACCAAUCCCAAUGCCUGCAGCAGGUCAGAAAUGAACUGGAGAAGCAACUUGAAAGCUGCCAAAAAGAAGUGGUGCAAAAGCAGCAAAGAGUGGAGCUAGUCGAAAAAAGAUUUAUGGAUUUAGACGCCAACAGUCGAGCGAUAAUCGUCUUCAUGGAGGAGUACAAACACCACAAUGCACAGUUGAAGAUUGAAAACAAGCAGCUGCAGAUGGAAAACGACACGCUUUUCUCCCAUAAAAUACAGGAGAAAGAGGUGAUCAUUCAAAAGCUUACAAAGGAAAUCAAAAUAUUAAGAGAUGAGUUCACAGCUAAGGAGAAAGCGUACAAGGAGAAAAUAGCCCAAAGUGAAUCAACAUCCGAGAAACAAUUUAAAGACCAUCAACAGAGGGAGGCGGCAUUACUUGAACAAUUGCGUGAUGUUCAGCAGCAACAUGAGGCAGCAGAACAAAUGUGUAAAGAAAAGUCAAAGGAAGCAAGGGCCAACUUGAAAUCCUUCCACGUUCAUUUGUUAAACAGAAGAUCAGAAUCAGCCUUUAAGCAAAAAGGUCUAAAAGCCGAGGAGCAGCACGCAUUGAGGGAAGCUACCAUGAGCAAAAAUAUUACAAACCUCACCAAAGAGAGGGACAAACUGCUGCGUACUUGUGCGGAACAAGAAAACACCCUACAGGAGAAGCUAGAAGAACUCCGGCUUCUUGAGGCACAAUAUAAUGAACAGAAAAUAGCUCGGACAAAAGCAGAGGAGAGAUUUAAACAGGAAGCACAGUUGGUGAAUGCAGAUAAAAGAGUCAAGUCGCUUAAAUUGGCCCUAGAAGAAGCCAGGGCAAAGUACGAAAAGUUGAACAAGGAUUUCGCGGCAUUCAAAGAACACAGCAUCGGUCUCCUUACUAAGGAAAGAGAACUAAAUAAAAUACUGCGACACUUGAGGACCUAAACUAUCAGAUUUGGCAAAUCUCUCUCACAAAUAAGUUUCAGAAGAGAUGAUCAGUGCACAAAAAAGACAAAGAAAGAACAGUGCUGUAUCAAAAUGUCAUCUUUAAUCUCAUUUGAAGCUUUCCAGAGUAAUACAAGCAAAGCACAACAUACUUAGCGUGGCACGACUGGGGUUCCUCAAAUAGAAAUCAUACUGUACAAAUCAGAGAACCUUCCAUACAUUGUUGUUUAAGAGUGUUCUUCUGCCAGUUUCUCUGCCUUUUGGACCACUUCUUCAAUGGGACCCACCAUGUAAAAAGCCUGCUCAGGCAAGGCAUCGUAUUCACCUGGAAGAGCAUAAAGAUUUUUAGCUGGAAAGUAGUUUUAUUCCAUUUCUGAAAAUAUAUUACACGGCACUACCUGCUAGAAUGCUCUGGAAUCCUUUGAUUGUUUCCUUGAGAGGGACCAGCUUCCCCAUGUGGCCAGUGAAAACCUCAGCCACCUGGAAAGGCUGGGACAGGAAACGCUGGAUCUUACGAGCCCGAGCUACUGUUAGCUUGUCUUCCUCAGAUAAUUCAUCCAUACCCAGAAUAGCGAUGAUGUCUUGUAAUGACUUGUAGUCCUGAAAAAGAGAUUUGGGGGUCAUUGGAUCUCAUUGAACAGCUAUUCAUGUAGAAAGGUCUUACCUGGAGAAUCUUCUGUACACCUCGGGCAACAUCAUAAUGUUCAGAGCCCACGAUGUUAGGGUCCAUGAUUCGGGAAGUGGAAUCCAGAGGGUCCACGGCGGGGUAAAUUCCAAGCUCGGCAAUGGCACGGGACAGCACGGUGGUGGCGUCCAAGUGAGCGAAGGUUGUAGCAGGAGCGGGGUCGGUCAAGUCGUCGGCGGGCACAUAAAUUGCCUGUAAAGCGAGUAGGUUUUAUUUGGAUUCUAUCAAUAGAAGUAGUCACAACAAUCCUAUCCUUCUUCUUACUUGCACUGAGGUGAUAGAACCUUUCUUGGUGGUUGUGAUUCGUUCCUGCAUGGUACCCAUAUCAGUAGCCAAGGUAGGCUGGUAUCCCACAGCAGAGGGGAUACGACCCAACAGGGCAGACACCUGAAGGACAAAAAUAAAAGGAAAAAAGGUGUAUAUUAAGCUCAUCUUAAAAGUAGACGAUCCCUAACUUUGUGAGUAGUGUACAGUAUGCUGCGUUGUAUACCUCUGAGCCAGCUUGGGUAAACCUAAAGAUGUUGUCAAUGAAGAGAAGCACAUCCUGUCCUUCUUGAUCACGGAAAUAUUCAGCGACAGUUAGUCCAGUAAGAGCGACUCUGGCACGAGCGCCUGGAGGUUCGUUCAUCUGACCGUACACCAGUGCUACCUGAAAAUACAUAUGCAAAAACAAAAGUUUUUAUAUGACCAGAUUGGAGAAGUUGUGGUUGUUGAACUGAAUCGUUGGAAACCAUUUCCAAUGUUUGGGAAUGCUUAUGUGACAGUGUAGAUGUACCUCAUGAGUGUCUUACCUUUGAGGUGGUGUCCUUCAGGUUAAUGACUCCAGACUCAAUCAUUUCAUUGUACAAGUCAUUACCCUCGCGGGUACGCUCUCCGACUCCGGCGAACACUGAGUAGCCACCGUGAGCUUUGGCCACGUUGUUGAUCAACUCCAUGAUCAGAACAGUCUUACCAACACCAGCGCCACCAAACAGACCUGGCACACAACCAGCACAAUGGUUCGGAGAAGCUCGCACGUGGAAAGCGAUAUUAAGAUUAUCUUUCUACCAGAGAUUGGUAGAGUAGCCAAAAAUUUUACUCAAGUAAGAGUAGCGUUACUUCAAAAUAAUAUUACUCAAGUAAGAGUCAUCCCAAAAAAUGUACUCCAGUACAAGUAAAAAUGUAUCCAGUGAAAAGAAUACUCAAGUAAUGAAUAACAUUGUAACUUAUUUUUGUUUUUGUUUUUUUAACAAUGGUAUUUUUUUCUUUCAGCACAAACUUAUCCAUAUGAACGGUUGCUAUAACGAUACUGAACAAUAGCCCAUAACCACAUUAAGCCAAACAAAUACUAAAAAAAUAAUUGAAUUUCAGCAAGAGAAUAAGAUAGAAAUGAAGCAUUAUGAGGAUGAGGGCCCUCUAGUGGAGAAAAGAGUUCCUAGUUUGAAUAGUGAAUAUAUCCUUCAUAAUUACUACUAUGAAAUGAAAAGGAUCACAUCUCCAAUUUUCCGUGGUCAGUUGGUGCCAAAUAAAAAGUAGGAGAGAGGUUUGAAUCCGCGCUUUCGAGUCAUGUUGAGGGCAGUGCUCUGUGUCAAAUACUUCAUUUUUUAUGCUGCUUUAAAGACUCCACGUAAUUGAACAGGCCGAUGUAAUCAUAGAACGACAAGCUCGAGUCUGAUUGAUUUACUACAGUCAUGUGAAUCUUGUUGUGACGUCUCAUUGGUGAAAUUGGUAGAGCUGCCCUU